Messenger RNA from Parus major (Great Tit), 3424 nucleotides. It is a transcript of the gene NDRG4, whose product is annotated as NDRG family member 4. Gene Ontology annotation, biological process: brain development; positive regulation of ERK1 and ERK2 cascade; signal transduction. The transcript has 16 exons. The coding region runs from base 52 to 1224 and encodes 390 amino acids. The record is from RefSeq and is a predicted model, not a curated record. NCBI's taxonomy places the organism in Eukaryota, Metazoa, Chordata, Aves, Passeriformes, Paridae. Gene Ontology annotation, cellular component: cytoplasm.
GCCGCCGCCCCCUCGCCGCCCGCCCCGCCCGCCGGGACCCGCCGCCCCGGCAUGAAGGUGCUCCGGCACAAGAUCGAGCUCCUGACAGGGCUGCUGCUGCAGGAGAUGACCAUGGCAGGGCUGCACGAGCUGCGCUUCACCGAGGAGAAGCCGCUGCUGCGAGGACAGGACGCCGAGCUGGAGAACUCGGAUGUCUUCCUCCCCACCGUGGACACAGACUGGAAGGAACACGACAUUGAGACCCCCUAUGGGCUGCUGCACGUGGUCAUCCGGGGCUCUCCCAAGGGGAACCGCCCGGCCAUCCUGACGUACCACGAUGUGGGCCUCAACCACAAGCUUUGUUUCAACACCUUCUUCAACUACGAGGACAUGCAGGAGAUCACGAAGCACUUUGUGGUGUGCCACGUGGACGCGCCGGGCCAGCAGGCAGGAGCCUCACAGUUCCCUCAGGGGUACCAGUAUCCAUCCAUGGACCAGCUGGCUGCCAUGUUACCCAGCGUGGUGCAGCAUUUCGGGUUCAAGUAUGUGAUCGGGAUCGGUGUUGGAGCAGGAGCCUAUGUGCUGGCCAAGUUUGCGCUCAUCUUCCCUGACCUGGUUGAAGGGCUGGUCCUUAUGAACAUCGACCCCAACGGCAAAGGCUGGAUUGACUGGGCAGCUGCCAAGCUCUCUGGCCUCACCAGCACGCUGCCAGACAUUGUCCUGUCCCACCUGUUCAGCCAGGAAGAGCUGAUGAACAACACGGAGCUGGUGCAGAGUUACCGGCAGCAGAUUGGCAGUGUGGUGAACCAGUUCAACCUCCAGCUCUUCCUCAACAUGUACAACGGCCGCAGGGAUCUGGACAUCAACCGGCCUGGGACUGUGCCCAAUGCCAAGACGCUGCGCUGCCCGGUGAUGCUGGUGGUCGGAGACAACGCUCCUGCUGAGGAGGGGGUGGUGGAGUGUAACUCCAAGCUGGAUCCCACCAACACCACAUUCCUGAAGAUGGCUGACUCUGGUGGGCUGCCCCAGGUCACGCAGCCAGGCAAGCUGACUGAAGCCUUCAAGUACUUCCUGCAAGGCAUGGGCUACAUGCCAUCUGCCAGCAUGACCCGCCUGGCACGCUCCCGCACGGCCUCCCUCACCAGCGCCAGCUCCGUGGAUGGCACCCGCCCACGUGCCUGCACCCACUCGGAGAGCACCGAGGCCAUGGGGCAGAUCAACCACACCAUGGAGGUAUCGUGCUGAGGUCCACGCCCGCCGCCGACGUCUCCUUCAGAGCCAUCUCCCAUCCGUCAGCAUCCCGCCAGCACCCACCCGCCCCGUGGACAUCCUCCACCAGGGCCCUCGCUUCUUCGGGGUCAAUUUGUCUUCUUUGCCUUGGCCUCAUCCCCUUGUCUGGUACAGGAGAAGGAGAGGGGCUUUGUCCAGCUGUCACACAUGGUUCUGCAUUGGUCCUCACCCUCCCUAGCAUUGGCUUGGCCCUGGCUUGGGAGGGUGGGUGGCAGGGGGACAGGGCCAGGAUGGGGUAGCAGGGUCAGGGUGGUGAGAUGGGGACAGAAUGUUGGGAUGGGAUGGGAUGAUGGGAUGGGACAGCAAGUGGAGAUGACUCAGGAGGUGGGUUGGUCUCCCAAGUUCAACUGAUGGCUGACCAAAAGGAAAACGGGAACAGGGAGCAGCGCUUACUGGGAGGUCAUUGGUCCGUUCCUAGGGAUGCAGUUUUCAUUUCUCCCUGAUGGCCCUCUCUAGGGAGAGCUAGCAUGGGAUCCCCCAGCACACCCAGGACUUGCUACCCCAGAGCUGGCUGUGAGCCUUAUGAGAAAUCACAUCCCAAACUCCCUUUGCCCUGGUCAUGUACCCUGAGGGCUGCCCUGGGGCAAGUGAAGAGGGGUCAGCCCUAGUCCAGAAGCUAUAAGGGCAGGAGGGUGGCACAAGUGUCUCCCUGCCUCUGCCCAUGCCCUCACCAGUGGUGGCACUUCCUUUGUCCCUUGUUGCAAGGAGGACAAUUAUCGCCUGUCACCAAAAAUGCACUGGGGAGGGGGGAAUUGGCUGGCUCAGUCCCUGCCACACUGUCAGUUCCACUCCCAGCUCUUGGGCUGAGCCUGCCAUGGUCCAGAGGGCACUGUUUUAGGGGAUGUCACACAGCAAAUCCCACCUCAAGUUUUGCCACAACCUGUGGGUGUCAUCACCGAGGAGCCAUUAGCAAUAAGAUGAGACACUCCCCGCACCGUGCUGGGGAGCCCUCAGCACCCUCUGCCCCACAGGGUGCCUCAGCACAAGAUGCUGGCAGCGUGGGGUGACCUGUGGGAUGUGGGGAGCACUCCAUGGUCUGGCUUUGCCCACAUGGCUGGCCAGACCCACCAUGGCUCCCCAGAUCCACAUCCCCACCUCCAGCACUUUGCCUGGCACUGAGCGGGGCAGGGCAUCUCUCAAGGGCUUGGCUCCCCCCGGGCCGUGGGGCCCCAUCUGGCCACCAACUCCAGGUGGCUCUUGCCUCUUGCACUCGGCAUGGAGACCCUGUCUGUCAUUGCAUAAUCCCAGUGAUGGCCACCCAGCCUCUGCUGCCACAGCAGCAGUGCCCAGCCCCUCCUGUGCCCACUGUGAGGCACGGGCAAGGAUGGCCCUGGCUCUGGUGAUGGGUGCUGAAGUCUCUGUAGGUGGUCCAUGGAGGAUCUGAGCAGGGAAACCCACCAGGUGCCACCACCUGGGCGAGCAGAACCAGCCUGCUGGAAGCAGGUCCCACCCAGCCCCACAAAAGUAUUCUACCCUCAGACCCCAUCCCUGCUCCCAGUGAAGGGCACAGAGGUCCUGGGGUUCCCAGCGGGUGUAUGAGGGCUUUUGGCCCUGAGACCCGUGCCCCACCCAAACCCUCCCAUAGUAAAAGGCCACCCCAAAACACCAGUGUUCCCCUUUGUCCUCCACUUCGUUCUGCUGUGUGCUUCCUUCUUGGUGUGACUCUGAAAGCUAUGUAGCUCCUUUUUACGGUAGAUACCGCUGCGAUCUCUUGUUUUCUCAGCGUGUCCUUCCAGAUGAUAUAUAUAUAUAAAUACCUAUACAUAAUAUAUAUAUAAGGGUUUGCCCAAUCCCUGACCUUUUUGGGUUCACUCCUCCUUGCAUUCUUGUCCAAGCAGUGCUGUGUGGUUUCCCUGGAGGUGGUGUGGCUGUGCUCGCCUUCAGUUCCUCACCUUGGUUUUGUUGGUUGGUUGGUUUGGUUUUCCCUGGUGGUUUGUUCUUCUGAUUUUUGUUGGUUUUCCUUUUUUUCCCAGUCACAGCGGAAUUUAACACAUUUUCCUGUCUGAGUGCAGCCUGGUUUUGUCACAGCGGCAUCGAGGCCGCAGCACUCAUGAGACAGCAGUAUGUAAACCAGAUUUAACUAACCUGUUGCUGUAGAGAGGAGUUACUGUGUUGGAAAUAAACCAACAAACUAAUAAAGAUGUUAAGAACCUGC